Messenger RNA from Pterocles gutturalis (yellow-throated sandgrouse), 1659 nucleotides. Its product is annotated as chromosome unknown open reading frame, human C18orf54. Bases 1 to 1659 code for a protein of 552 amino acids. The record is from RefSeq and is a predicted model, not a curated record. The transcript has 8 exons. NCBI's taxonomy places the organism in Eukaryota, Metazoa, Chordata, Aves, Pterocliformes, Pteroclidae.
AUGACAAGCUCAAUAAAAGAAGAGAGUGUAUGCUCUCCUGAUUCAACAGUUUCUUCUCUCUUAACAAGCUGUAGCAUCGACAGCAACAAUCUGUACUCAGACAGUUUGAUUCACUACAAGGACAAGCUUUACAGCUCUGCAUCUGAGGCUUUGGAGGCUUAUAUUGAAGAUUUUGAUUUAAGUCUCACGUCUUCAGAAAUAAGCACUGGAAAAAUCUGCAUAUACCAAAGCACUCCCAAAAAGUUUUCAAAGCGUCAUGCCAAAGAAAAACAUGGUAUCUGGUCUGCAUCAUUGGAAGAUUUUAAUCAGCAGGUAGGAUUGGGUUCUCUUGGUUCACCUUCUCGAAGACAGACUGAGUGUGACUCAGACUUGAUUAGUCUUGCGACGGAUGAUCUGUUAGCGUUUCCAGCAGAUGGAUCACUGCCCUUUGUCCAGCAAAGUCCUAAAUCAAAGCAUCAAAGCAGCGAGAGGAAAAGACAGUCAUUUAAAACAUCUUUUUGCCCUUGCCAAACCUCAUCACUCAAUACUGAAAUCAGUUUCAGUCUCCAGGAGAAUGGGAAAGCUGUUGCUCACCAGAAUCCACACAAAGACUCCAGCAAAAAGAAAUGCAGUGUGUAUACACCUGAUGGGUAUGAUUCUGUCUCCUCUAAAGGAAGUUCAAGACCCUUGUCUUUUGAAGAGAUCUCUAACACUUUUAAGAAUUAUCCAAGGUGGCUUACCAGUCAGAAGUCUGAUUUAAGCUUAUCAGGGAUAAGUAGCAUUCCCAAUUUGCACUACCCCGUCUGGAUUAAGAGUCACAACCUUCUUUCCAAUUCAACCAAAGAAAGUGAUGGUCAAAAUUUUAAUACACAAGGCAAAGCUUCCUCCUCUCAAACUUCUGACGUUCUGAAAAAAGGACACUCUGUAGAUACAGACAGUUCUAAUUUUCUUGAACAAAAUGACUGCCUGGAUCUGAGAGGUGAUAAAAAAGUAGAAGAAAGUUGCAACUAUGAUAGUCCAGAUGCCUGCUUCCCAUUUGAUAACUCCUUUUCAAGACACACUAAAAAGCCACUCACAGAAGACCAGCUGGAGCUACUUACCUUGAAGGCUGACAGAGGUCUGAAGAGUUCAACUGAAGAUCUGUCAAAUACUCCAGAAAAUGAUGACAGUCCUUCUACAACAGAUAUACUUGGAGGAGAACGAUCAUGGGAAAAUGCUCCAGGUGCUUUCAGACCACCAGUGCCUAUGUGCUGUGAGGAUGUGGAGGGUGCUCUACCGUUCCCCAAGGCAGAUAUCAUACAUAAAUUCUUGGAAGACUGUUUAAAGGACAAAAAUAAGGAAAAUACUUUUUCUGUAGGUCAUCAUCACAGGCCCCUUGAAGCUCUGAAGCUUAUGUUGUUUAAACUUCAAAGAGUUCAGGGAAGUUUAAGCCUGAGUGAAACUGCUGAGCAAAAGGAAGAGUUUGAAAAACUUUCUGAAAAAGCAGAUGCUGGAUUAAAACUGUGGGACAGCGAGAUAAUCCCUCUUACUAAUUCUCUUCAGAAGGCAUUACACCAUUUGUCACGUCUUAAAAGUCUUGUUGAAGAUAACAGUAACCAUCAAGAGCAGACCGAUGAUCAUCAAGAAGAUGAACAAGAAAAAAUAAUCUGCGAAGCUGAUACAAAUAAUUUGUCAGCCUGA